AUGUCAGCGGCUAUCAACAACAGCGAGCAGGCGGACCCGAGAGACGAGACCCUGGCCAGGGUGGAGAUCACUCUGCUGGGCAUCAUCUUCUCCAGCGCCGCCGUCCUGAACGGCGUCCUGCUGCUGGUCCUGUGGCGGCAGCGCAAGCACGUCAGCCGGAUGCGCGUCUUCGUCUUCCACCUGGCCCUGGCCGAUCUGGUGGUCACUUUCUUCCAGGUGUGCCCGCAGCUCAUGUGGGACAUCACGGACAGGUUCGUCGGGCCGGACCUCGUCUGCCGCCUGGUGAAGUACCUGCAGGUUCUGGGCAUGUUCUCGUCCACCUACAUGAUCGUGGCCAUGACGGUGGACCGCUACCAGGCGGUGUGCAACCCCAUGGUCAAGUUCCAGCGGACGCAGCGGCGCGUGAACGCGGCCGUGUGCGCGGCGUGGGGGGUGUCCCUGGUGGGCAGCCUGCCCCAAGUCUUCAUCUUCUCCCAGGUGGAGGUGGCGCCCGGCGUCUUCGACUGCUGGGCCAAGUUCGUCCAGCCGUGGGGGCUCAAGACCUACAUCACGUGGACCACGGCGGUCAUCUUCGUGGUGCCCGUCAUCACGCUCGUCUUCUGCCAAGUGCGCAUCUGCAGGGCCAUCCAGCAGAACCUGCACCGGAAGGUGCGGCGCGGCAUGGCCGGCUCGGCGCCCCCGAGAGCCAGCGGCGCGGCCGGCAUGUCCAAAGCCAGAGUGAAGACCCUCAAGAUGACCGUGGUCAUCGUGCUUGCCUACGUGGUGUGCUGGUCCCCCUUCUUCACCGUCCAACUGUGGUCCGCGUGGGACCCGAAUGCGCCCAAAGAAACUGCCACCUUCACCAUCCUGAUGUUGCUGGCCAGUCUCAACAGCUGCGCCAACCCCCUCAUCUACCUCCUCUUCAGCGGUCCGCUUCCUCGGAGGCUCCUCGAGCCGGUUUGCCGGCGGCGCUCCUUCAACAAGGACUCCACGCACGACGAGGCCACGCUGGUCAGCGCCUUCUACACCAGUUUCAAACACCUCACAAACGACAACUGAAGGAAGGGCGAAGACGGGCAGCCGAUGACGCCUGCCGCGUACCGUGCGGACGCCGAUCCUCCGGGGUCUCUGGACUGGAACGAUAUCAUUUGUCAGUUACACGAGAUAUGUUAAAUACGGCACUUCUCGGCCAAGCACGAGUGGGUGGUCCGCGUGGAGAACUGCGUUCCAGAUGCAGGAUGCUGGACAAUAACAAUCCCGAGAAGAGAGG
Syngnathoides biaculeatus (alligator pipefish) is the source of this 1249-nucleotide messenger RNA. RefSeq names its product arginine vasopressin receptor 2b, tandem duplicate, 1 (gene avpr2b.1). Gene Ontology annotation, cellular component: membrane. Gene Ontology annotation, molecular function: peptide binding; vasopressin receptor activity. The transcript has 2 exons. The record is from RefSeq and is a predicted model, not a curated record. NCBI's taxonomy places the organism in Eukaryota, Metazoa, Chordata, Actinopteri, Syngnathiformes, Syngnathidae. Bases 1 to 1038 code for a protein of 345 amino acids. Gene Ontology annotation, biological process: positive regulation of vasoconstriction; G protein-coupled receptor signaling pathway; regulation of systemic arterial blood pressure by vasopressin.